Molecule: messenger RNA, 447 nt
Organism: Monoraphidium neglectum
Lineage: Eukaryota; Viridiplantae; Chlorophyta; Chlorophyceae; Sphaeropleales; Selenastraceae
Exons: 4
Coding region: 1-447 (148 amino acids)
Source: RefSeq, a predicted model, not a curated record
AUGGACAAGUUCUACUGGGAUCCCUCCUUUGAGGACAAGGUGGAGAUUGUCCUGCAGAUGUACCGCGACGACGGCGUCACCCGGGCAGACGUGGAGGCGCUGCUGACGCGAUUUGGCAACCAGGGGCUGGACUUUUUCGGGCACCUGCGCAGCAGCACGUAUGACAACCAGAUCAGGGACUGGAUAGAGCAGAUCACAGGCUCCAAGUUUGACGCCGAGAAGAUCAACUUUUCUGAGCUGCAUCGGCGGCUGGUCAAACAGAAGGAUCUGCCUCAGUUUGACCCUGUGACGGCCACCCUGGGCAUGCUGGUGGCGGAGGGGGAGAGGCUGGUGGCGGAGCAGGACGCUGUCAACGCCAACAAGCUGUCUGAGGAGUACCUCAAGCACCUGCGGGAGGCAAAGAAGCGGAGCGCCUGGGGGGGCAUCGGCCUGCAGGGCGACGGGUGA